GUCCACUCCAAUGCUGAAGACCUUUUUAAUUCUUUGAUUGGUCAACCGUUUAUUCUCUGUUUCGUCACAUAACUUUCAAUUUCUUUUUCCUUUUUCCACAUUCAAAUUUCAAAGUUUCAAAACUAACAAGCAAAGGCAAGCCCCAAUGGCUCCUUUUCGCUUUCUCUUACUUUUCUUCCCCCAUAAAAACACACCCUUUUUUCCCUUUCUUUUGUACUACGGUUUUUUUGAGCCCGUUUUUGAAGGAAGUGAAAAACGAAGAUGGAGAAUGAAGCAAUAGCGGUUGAUCUCAGAAGAAUCCCAACAUAUGAUGGCAGAUAUGUCCGUUACAACAUCUUAGGUGACAUCUUUGAAGUUUCUUCCAAGUAUGUUCCUCCUAUUUAUCCUGUUGGUCGUGGCGCUUACGGCAUCGUUUGCUGUGCCACAAAUUCUGAGACAAAGGAAGAGGUUGCAAUAAAAAAGAUUGGGAAUGCAUUUGACAACAGGAUUGAUGCUAAAAGAACACUCCGUGAGAUCAAGCUCCUUUUUCACAUGGAUCAAGAUAAUAUUGUCAAAAUCAAGGACAUUAUAAUGCCACCGGAAAGGGAAAAGUUCAAUGAUGUUUACAUUGCAUAUGAGCUAAUGGACACUGAUCUAAAUCAAAUUAUACGGUCGAGCCAGCCUCUCACUGAUGAUCACUGUCAGUAUUUCCUAUAUCAACUGUUACGGGGCCUGAAGUACAUACACUCAGCAAAUGUUUUGCACCGAGACCUAAAACCUAGCAAUCUGCUUCUUAAUGCGAACUGUGAUCUCAAAAUUUGCGACUUUGGUCUUGCAAGAACCACCUCAGAGACAGACUUCAUGACGGAGUAUGUUGUAACCAGAUGGUAUCGAGCCCCUGAAUUGCUUCUCAACUGUUCAGAAUAUACUGCAGCUAUUGAUAUCUGGUCAGUUGGUUGUAUUUUAAUGGAAAUAAUUAGAAGGGAGCCACUUUUUCCUGGUAAAGACUAUGUUCAGCAGUUGGGGCUUAUUACUCAGCUACUAGGAUCACCGGAAGAUUCAGAUCUUGGUUUCCUUAGGAGUGACAAUGCUCGCAAGUAUGUUAGGCAGCUUCCUCGUUUCCCAAAGCAACCUUUUGCAGAAAAGUUUCCAGAUAUGUCUCCUGUGGCAAUUGAUCUUGCAGAAAAGAUGCUGGUUUUUGAUCCAAGCAAGCGCAUCACUGUUGAGGAAGCACUGAAUCACCCAUUUUUAUCAAGUCUUCAUGAGAUAAACGAGGAGCCCACUUGCCCAUCUCCUUUCAUCUUUGAUUUCGAGCAGACAACCUUGAACGAAGAAGAUAUAAAAGAGCUCAUAUGGAGGGAGUGUUUGAACUUCAAUCAUGAUAGGAUGCUCGAAUGAAGUCAGCAACAAUUGUCCUAAUUUCGUUAUAUUGUUUUGUAUUGCUUAAUUAAAGUCCUGCUUGAAAGGUUGAUUUUGGUGAAAAGGCUUGCUUUUGUAUAAAUACAAGACUAUAGGUUCUCCCGGAGGCGUUGAGAAUUGAGAUGGUGGAAAGGGUUUUCGUUUCUUGGGUUUAUAUGGGAGUUCCAGGAUUCAUUUUAUAUAGUGUUGGGGAAUCCUGUCAUCAUUAAAAGGGUGAUAUGUACUCCAUAAAAGAAGGCUAUAUAGUCUCUUAAGUCUCUUAUUGUGUAUGGUGUUGAUCUGUCUGUAUAUUGUUUACGUCCAACUUAUUUAUACGAGGGAAACAAUAACUAAAGAAUGGGAGCAAUAUUUUGACUCUGUUUUCAUCUGAAACAGUUGCUGGAUUGGGAGUGUACGUUUAUUCCUUGGCUUGACUUGAAUUGCUUGCAACACUCCGACUG
Messenger RNA from Durio zibethinus, 1838 nucleotides. Its product is annotated as mitogen-activated protein kinase homolog NTF6-like. Gene Ontology annotation, biological process: protein phosphorylation. Lineage: Eukaryota; Viridiplantae; Streptophyta; Magnoliopsida; Malvales; Malvaceae. Gene Ontology annotation, molecular function: MAP kinase activity; ATP binding. The record is from RefSeq and is a predicted model, not a curated record.